This is a messenger RNA of Macrosiphum euphorbiae (potato aphid), 690 nucleotides long. The record is from the annotation of a GenBank genome assembly. Lineage: Eukaryota; Metazoa; Arthropoda; Insecta; Hemiptera; Aphididae.
AUGGCUCUAAUAAGAAGGGCAACGUAUAAAUGUUAUGGCCCUGGUAGAUGGAUACUGAAACAGGGGCAUUUAUCGACGAAUAUGUAUUUAAUUGUCAAAGGACAUGUGGUGUUUACUGAAGAUGUACAAAACUCUGUUACUAAACUUAUGGAUAACACUGAACGUUGCAAAUUGAAGGAAAAACAUUCUUUUGGCGAAAGUGCUGUUAUGUUUAACACACUUAGAACCAAUUCUGUUCAAUCAUUAAGUGCGGUGGAAUUGAAUAGCAUAUCGAAAAAUGAUUUCACGGACAUUAUCAAAGAUAAUUUGCAACUUCAGUGGAAUGAAAAUGCAAUAGCAAUUAAAAAUUCUUCAUAUUUUAAACACCUGAGUUUGAUGGAAUUAAAUAAGUGUAGCACUAUUUCAUUUAUCAAAACAUUUAAAGAUCAUGAAUAUGUUCUCGGAAAAGGAACAGGAGAUGUUGAUUAUGCUUACUUCGUAUUAGAAAGUGAAAUAUCUUUAAUACUGCAUUUGGAAAUUAUUGAAGAGAUUGUUAAGCGUUAUAGAAAUGUAAGGUUCAAAAUGUUCAAAUUAACAAAGACUUCGGAAAAAUUUAAUAAAAAAAAAUAUUCAAAUGUAUAUGUCAACACUUGUACAUUUUUACCAGACUCGUGUUUUAACAUUGGUAACAAAAUUAACUUUAUGAGAUAA